Molecule: messenger RNA, 321 nt
Organism: Gongylonema pulchrum
Lineage: Eukaryota; Metazoa; Nematoda; Chromadorea; Rhabditida; Gongylonematidae
Source: the annotation of a GenBank genome assembly
AUGACAUCGUCGUCAGGAAGACGAGUUUCGGUCGCUAGCGCCGCUGCUUCCGCCGCUGCAUCAUCGCUGCCGUCAUCGGUGCCAUCAUCAUCGCCGAAAUGCUUCCACUGGAAUGGGAAGCAUCAGUUGUUCAUCCUCGAAAUGCGCAACAGGCUUCUCAUUCAACGAACAGACGGCGUGCAUUGGCAUUUAUUAAGAUGUAUUGGUGGCCAAAAGAUCGCUGCCGGAUUUGUAAUGUACCGAAUGAGGAAUUCAACAGCCGAAGCACUCACCGCUUGCUAUUUGAUUCGAGUCCUGGUCUCAUUUUUGCCUCUUUCAUAA